AUGCAGAGCCUCCGAGACCAGCUCUCGCAGGUCUUCCCGGGCACGCCCCACUUCACGGAGAAGAACCUCCCAUCGUUAACGGGCCGCGUCUACGUCGUGACGGGCGCCAACACGGGCGUCGGCAAGCAGCUUGCGCGAAUCCUGUACUCCAAGGACGCCAAGGUCUACAUAGCAGCUCGCUCACGCGAGAAGGCGCUGAGCGCCAUCGAGGACAUCAAGAACGCCGCGCCCGAAUCGAGAGGAGAGCUCGUGUUCCUGCCGCUCGACUUGGCCGAUCUCGCCGCGGUCAAGACCUCGGCGCAGGAGUUCUUGGGGCAGGAGUCGAAACUGCAUGUGCUGUUCAAUAAUGCGGGCGUCAUGAUUCCGCCUGGCGAUCAGACUACGGCUCAGGGGUAUGAGUCGCAGCUCGGGGUGAAUAAUGUCGGCACGCACCUCUUCACCAAGCUCCUCACACCAACCCUAAUCGCCACCGCCAAAUCCUCAACCCCGAACUCGGUGCGCGUAGUCUGGGUCGCAUCAUCCGCCGCCGAAAGCCCGAUUGCGCCCAAGGGAGGCGUGCUGAUGGACAACCUCGACUACCACCGGGCCACGAACAACUGGUCCAAGUACGCCAUCAGCAAAGCGGGCAACUACCUGCAGGGCGCCGAGUUUGCGCGGCGCCACCGCGCCGACGGCGUCGUCAGCGUGCCGCUGAACCCCGGGAACUUGGACUCGGACCUCUGGCGCCAUCAGGGUUUCGUGAUGGGCAGGCUGAUCAAGUGGUUCCUGCUGCAGCCGGUUGUUAAUGGGGCUUAUACGGAACUGUUUGCUGGGUUGUCGCCUGAUGUCACGAUGGAGAAGUCUGGUGAAUGGAUUGCUCCUUGGGGCCGGUUCGUGCCCAUCAGGAAAGAUCUCAAGGCGGCUACGCUGUCGAAGGACGAGGGCGGCACUGGUGUAGCAGCGGAGUUCUGGGAGUGGAAUGAGGCGCAGGUGAAGCCUUUUGUAUGA
This is a messenger RNA of Anthostomella pinea, 987 nucleotides long. NCBI's taxonomy places the organism in Eukaryota, Fungi, Ascomycota, Sordariomycetes, Xylariales, Xylariaceae. The record is from the annotation of a GenBank genome assembly.